GGCGAGAGAGGCCUCUGUAAGGGCAGACUGAUUUAACACCCAAACCCGCUGCGGCCAGCAAAGGCAGUGGUAGCGGCGCGGCUGGGAGCAUGGAGGGCGGCAGCGCUGGCAGCGCUGGCAGCGCUGGCAGCGACAGCAGCCCCAGCGGGAGUGGCGGGGCACAGCAAAGGGAGCUGGAACGCAUGGCCGAGGUCCUGGUCACCGGGGAGCAGCUACGGCUCAGGCUGCAUGAAGAGAAGGUCAUUAAAGACAGGCGACAUCACCUCAAAACCUACCCAAACUGUUUUGUGGCCAAAGAACUGAUUGACUGGCUGAUUGAGCACAAAGAGGCUUCUGACAGAGAGACGGCGAUUAAACUCAUGCAGAAAUUGGCAGACCGGGGCAUCAUUCACCACGUGUGUGACGAGCACAAGGAAUUCAAGGAUGUCAAACUCUUCUACCGCUUUAGAAAGGAUGACGGCACCUUCCCACUGGACAACGAGGUGAAGGCCUUCAUGAGAGGACAGAGGCUGUACGAGAAGCUGAUGAGCCCUGAAAACACACUCCUGCAGCCUCGGGAAGAGGAAGGGGUCAAGUAUGAGCGCACCUUCAUGGCCUCUGAAUUCUUGGAUUGGCUGGUUCAGGAAGGGGAGGCCACCACAAGGAAAGAGGCAGAGCAGCUGUGCCACCGGCUUAUGGAAUAUGGCAUCAUACAGCAUGUGUCCAACAAGCACCCGUUCGUGGACAGCAAUCUUCUCUACCAGUUCCGAAUGAACUUCCGGCGGCGGCGGAGGCUCAUGGAGCUGCUCAAUGAGAAGUCCCCGUCCCAGGAAACGCAUGACAGUCCCUUCUGCCUGAGGAAGCAGAGCCACGACAAUCGGAAGUCUACCAGUUUUAUGUCAGUCAGCCCCAGCAAGGAGAUCAAGAUCGUGUCUGCGGUGAGGAGGAGCAGCAUGAGCAGCUGUGGCAGCAGUGGCUACUUCAGCAGCAGCCCCACGCUCAGCAGCAGCCCCCCUGUGCUCUGCAACCCCAAGUCUGUGUUAAAGAGACCCGUCACUUCUGAGGAACUCCUGACUCCCGGAGCCCCGUAUGCAAGGAAGACGUUCACGAUCGUGGGUGACGCUGUCGGCUGGGGCUUCGUGGUGCGAGGAAGCAAGCCGUGCCACAUCCAGGCCGUGGACCCCAGUGGCCCCGCAGCCGCGGCAGGAAUGAAGGUCUGCCAGUUCGUGGUCUCUGUCAACGGGCUCAACGUGCUGCACGUAGACUACCGGACCGUGAGCAACCUGAUUCUGACGGGCCCGCGGACCAUCGUCAUGGAGGUCAUGGAGGAGUUGGAGUGCUGAGCGGGGGGCGGGCCCCUCUGGUGGCCUGCAGACGAGCCAUGCCAAAACAACACAGAGCAAUGCAAGGACGAGACUUCCGUGCCCACGGGUGGCUUUGGACACACAGAUCUUUUCUCCGUGUACACACAUCCUCAUUCGAGUUCCAUACACUGUUUGAAUGUGGAAGGAAUGGGUAAUGCACCUUAAAAACAACAGCUCGUGUCAGUGUAGAACAUAUUUGAGGCGCAGAAUUUUCUGAUUAGGUAGAAUCGCUCUUCAUAGUUCUCAUCCAUUGUUUUUAUCUUAGUUUUGCAGAAAGUGGUUGAAAUGCUUCUCUAGGCAAAACAGCUACAUGCUAAAAUCCCCUUUGUAGGGGGUCAAUAGCAUAGUUUUUACAGACUCUAAAGUGUAGCCUCACCAAAAUGAGCUUGGAAGUGCUUGUUAGAGAACCUAGAUUCCACUGAGCUUCACAUUAAAGCAACAAAGGAGUGAUGUCUGCAAAUUAGCAUUUUGAAGGAGGUUCUAAAGCAUUCGAGUGCUUAAAAGCCAUCAAAAAGUGGCUUUUUCUUAAUUCCUGCCUUUAGUAUCAACUUUUAACUUGACAUAUGUUUUCAGCAUACGUUGACAAACAAAAGCGAUGAGAUGGUAUGGGUGGGUAGAUAAGGAGAUGCCGCUUAAAACUGUUUUCUGUUUUCUCUGUCUGAGCCUAAAGCAUUUUGUUCUGUCCGCUACCGCAGCCUUCUAGAGUUAAUGCUGAGUGUGUUGAGUGUCAAAACAGAGAGGUUUGUAUAUACACAUAUGAUCCGGAAUCAAGCCUCUGGCAAGAUUUCACUCUGAGGUUGUCCCUUUUUAAGUGAAGUAUCCUAGAACUUGGCCCAUAUGUGAUGAAAACUUGAAACUAAAUUGCCUACUUGGCCUGCAUUUCUACUAGCUUUCGAGUAUAGCAUAUUCUAAGGACAUGACAUGCUGCUCAUUUGGCGAGGUUACUAUGUUUUGCCAUGUAUAAUAUGACUUUUAGCUCAGUUUUUUGAGGGAAGAAUAAAGAUGAGCUUAUACAUGGGCAUAAUGAUUGCAGAGCACGGGCCUAACAAUCCCGUGUAUAAUGCGCACAGAACCGUGGGGGCGCGUUUUACAUGGGGGCACAUUUUGCACCACCAAGUGCGGUAUUUUUCACCAAAAGCAAGUCCUGUGUGUUGUGACUUUUCAGCUCACUUGCAUAUAUAUGCAUGUUUCCUUCUUUCUCAUUAUUAUUAUUUUGACCUAGGAAAGAAUGCAUCUUGGGGCUUGGUGUAUAGAGGAAAUUCCUCAAAGUGCCAAAUGAGGGAGUCAGGGAAUACUGAAUUCUUUUUCAUUUCAUAUAGUGAGCUCUGAAUGAUGAAGUUACUUUCUUAUUAUGUGUUAGCAAAAUAAAACAUGAAUGAUGUACCUCAGCCAUUUCUUCGUGAGAGGCUAUCAUGAUGUAUUGGUACUGGUGGAACCCACACACCAUGCGGAGGGCGGUGCUGCUGUGUUUGUGCAGUCCAACUUUUCUGACCUGUAGCUGUAGUCAGAGAGUGGGAUUUUGAAGUCAGAUACAAUGGCCAAUGUUAAUAUUGUCGAUGUGCAUUUGAGAAACAUCAUCAUCUCCAUCCAUAUUAUUGUAUGUGCGUUUAUACUGUAUGCCAGUCUCUGUGCUACAGAUCUUAACAAAUAUGAUGUCUCUUAGUUCUCAUCACAACCCUGCAAGGUAGGUAUCAUCAUCCUCACUUUUCGGAUGUGGAAGCUAAGUCCGAGCAAGUUUAAAGUGGUCUCUAAGAUCACCCAGCUGCAGAAAGUGUGAAGUGAUAGGAGCCUGGAUACCGACAUGGACUUCCGUCCUGUUCAAGCCCGUGUCACCCCCACCCCUAGCCUUUCCCCCUUUGGGGACCUUCUGUUGAAGGUUUAGUCUGUACCACGUGCUGUGCUAAAAACUAUUCAUUACUUAUUCUUAUUGACUGGUGAGGUCAAGAUCAUUACCCUCAUUUUACAGCUGAGGAAAUCGACUCGUGAAGAGGUUAGUUAGUCUUAUGCCCAAGGCCCACACAACCAAUAAGCAGGAGGCCUUACCAUUCCACUUGAAAAUAUUUUUAUAAUGUCUUUCAGAGAUGAGUCUUAAAUGGUUUCUGUGCCCCGGUGUCCAAAGGCCUUUCGAGAAAUGGCAUCUUCCUGUGUAGCUACUUGUACACUUUACUCACGCCCUGAAGCCCGUCAUUGUGGACCCUGGCAUAAUAUCACCUCCCUUUAGCCAACCUAAGCCCCAGAGAAGUGAGUUUCUGGCUUUAUUUACCCCCCACAGCCACCUGCCUGUGAAAUCUAUUUGAUUGGGAGCGUCCUUGAUGUCUUUGGUCCUGUGAAUCAGAAGGUUAAGGGAGGGAGGGAGGGACGGUUUCCUACAUCGGCUCUCAUCGCUCUUGGUUUAAAGGCCAAAUGCUAGACAAUUCUAUGUAAGGCCAAGAGAGCUUCACUUUUGCUCCCCCUGCAGCCCACCUGUGACCUCCUCACACUGUAAUAGGAAGGAAUGCUCCCCCUCCUCCAGGGGGCCUAUCUAGCACCCUCCAGCCUUUGCACAUGCGGUGUCUCUUCCCUGGCAUACCCUUCCUUCUCUGUCUUUGCCUGGAAAAGCCUCUCUCAUUAACUCACAAAUCUCGCUGCGUCCAGAGCCUGGGCCAAACCCCAGUCUCCUGCUCCCCAGCCUACGUCCUUUCCAGUCCAGUGUCCUCCAGCGGAGAGAAAUUUUGGUGCACACGGGCCUUUGGCUUUGGGGCACUUACAAAUGCAGAUGGCCCCAGGUACCUGUGCAGGAGGAGGGUGUAUACAUUUUAAUGGACUCAGGUUGUUAAAUCAUAUCAUUAAAAAAUAAGUGUUUUGUGUGGUAUGUUGACAGUAGAACUGCUUUAACAUUUAGAAACUCCAUUCCUAAACAUAACACCAAGAAUUAUUCUAAAUUAACAGUGAGCAGUAUUUCUAAGAACUUCUGUUUCAAUAUGGGCGGGCAUCUGUGUGCAGCAGUAUGUUGUGCGUGAGGUUUCGCACACUGAGAAUCCCUUGAAAUGGCUUCUUUGCUCCCAGAGAACUUUUGGUUUUUCGGGUGUCGGUGUCAUGCGUUUUUGUGCUUUUGUGAUGGAGAUGGAAGUAGUGUUUUUGUUUCUUCACUGGCGUGGUAUGCGCCAUCAGUGCAAAUCCGAAAGCCAUGUUUGUUAAUGCUGUUAUAUGUGAAGAGGAAAAUGCGGUUGCCUUUUGGAUUGAUCCUAUCAUGUGAUGUUUUAUUUUUCAUCUCUAUUAAAUAAUUAUAUAAAUUGACCGGGGAGCUAGUUGGCAAGUGAUGGGGAGCAUGAAAAAGAUACCCAUAUCUGAGCAGAUUAGAUGUGAUCAACUUCACGCCAGCUCAAAGGUGAAUGUGUCGGAGUGGUAGCAAUGAAUAAUUCAAAAAUCGUAGCUUUCAGUUCAAAGUGGAGUCUCAUGUUUUCAGAUACUCAAGCCCUACUUAGGGGGCCGACAGUAACUAUUCUCCCCUGUCGAGUAUUAAUCCCAUUUUAUUUUGUUCAUAAAUGAUCAGUUUUGCUAAUUAGUUGGAGUCUACUCUAUCACUGACUAUGGAUUUACUCACUGAAGGCAGAACUUCACGUGGAAUAUCAGUUCAGUACCAAAAGGACCAAUGUGCAGUGUGCCAAGAUGAAGGUCAUCGUCAAAGUUAGCAUCCGCUGUUGUCAGAUGCAUUAAUAUAUAUAUAUACUUAAUAUAUGUUUAUUUUUAAAUUAGAUGGAAAUUUAUGUUCUCCCUUUAUUAAAAAUUGUAGCAUACUACUUAAAAUUAUAAGGUAAAAAUAGAUAGUAUAGCAUGAAAUAAAUGCUAAAUUUUUAAAGCAGUGACCUUAGGGUUUCGGUUUUCCUGUCUUUCAGAACAAAUUUGCUAUUUUUUAUUCUAAGAAAGGGUUGCGUUCUAAAGCUGAUCUACUACUAACCUAUCAGAUGAGAACACAGGGGACUCAGCUCCAAUCCUCUAAUGUAGCCAAAAGUGCCAUUUGUAAAACUACUUAAUGAUGGAUGUUUUCUGAAGCUCUUUUGCCAGGGGGGUGGGGGGGAGUGCAUUAAAAAGCUUUUUCUGUACUGUAUUUGAGUUGGAAUCAUUUUGUCCCUACACAGCCUAGAAUGGACGAGUGUUGUGAAAUAGUCCAUACGGAGAUUGCUGGAUGGUGUUUUACUGCUCUGGGGGCAUGUCAGUAUUUUUACUUCCAACUAAUUAGGAAAUCAGUAUACAAUCCAGUGUGUAGAGCGCCAGGGAGAGUCUGGGGGUGAGUGGUUGUUUGGACUACACUCAACAUUAACCAAAAGAACUUGACUUUGUUUCACAUCUAUUCAUGUAUUUAUUUAUUCAAGAAACCUCACUGAGGAUUUGCGUUUUGCUGGACACUGCACGCAGGCCUUGGGAAUAAUACAAAGCUAAGGAGAUGUAACCCUGGAUCCAGCUUAUUCUCCAAGCAUGGCCUUUGGCCCUGGCUGGUGUGGUUCAGUUGGUUGGAGAGUCAUCCCCCAUACACCAAUAGGUUGCAGGUUUGAUCCUGGUCAGGGAACCUAUAAUUCUCUCCACACAGAGGGAGGAAUAUGAAAUAAUGGUAUUGACGCAGGUGGUUUAAUGCCAGAAAUUCCCCAAGAACCAGAACACUGACAACAACUGACAUUUAGUUGUAUUCCCCUUUCCAGUCUUCCCCCACUUACCCCAACCCAAGGUAGCCACAUUGGUGAAUGUUGAGUUGACCAUUUUCUCAUUCUUUUUGCUCUUGAUAUUUGUUUACAUUUAAAAAAAAUAAACAUUUUAAAAAUAGCAUCAAAUUUUAAGUAGUUUUCUGGGACUGGCUUGUUUUAAUUCAGGAUCAUUUUACUAAGAUUCUUCUAGAUUUUUAGUACGGUUGUAAUUAAUUCAUUUUUCAAGGGUUCGAAAAUUUCUACAGUACACAUUAUUUGUCUGUUGUCUUGUCACUAGACAUGUGGGUUAGUUCCAUUGCCAAGGUCACAACUAACCAGUUUUCAAAGUGCUUGAACCAAGGUACCCUCCCAUCUGAAAUAUAAAAGUGAUGUGUUGAUCAAUAUCUUAGCCAGUGCAUGAUGUUGUGAGACUUCUUAAUUUUUGUCCAAUAAAUGUCUACUUGGUCAAUGA
This is a messenger RNA of Phyllostomus hastatus (greater spear-nosed bat), 6473 nucleotides long. It is a transcript of the gene DEPTOR, whose product is annotated as DEP domain containing MTOR interacting protein. The transcript has 9 exons. Gene Ontology annotation, molecular function: protein binding. NCBI's taxonomy places the organism in Eukaryota, Metazoa, Chordata, Mammalia, Chiroptera, Phyllostomidae. Gene Ontology annotation, biological process: negative regulation of TOR signaling; intracellular signal transduction. The record is from RefSeq and is a predicted model, not a curated record. Bases 90 to 1322 code for a protein of 410 amino acids.